GUCUCCGUGGACUGUGGUCUAUGCAGUUCGGCUCCCCACAAAGAAACCGCUCUGACGCGGCUCUGCCAGUGCGCGAUGAUCUCGCCCCUCCUCCCCACUCCAUCUCCACGGCCCUAGCACGCCGCACGCUGCCGCCUCCUCGUCGCCGCCGCCGCCGCCGCCGGUCCGUCGCCUCACAGGAUUCCCAUCCGCCCGCAACUUCAUCUAGGGUUUCAACAUGGUUGAGCUUGCCCAAAGCUACCAUGAGCUGGAGAAGUGUACAAAAGAUAUUCUCUCUGUAAUCAAGCCGACAGAGGACGAUCGGAAAAAACGACUGCUUGCGAUUCAGGAGAUUGUGAAUUCCGUCCAUUUAGUCGGUUACUUGGGAGAUGCUGCUGUCAAACCUUUUGGAUCCUUUGUAUCAAAUCUGUACGCAAAAUCAGGUGAUUUGGACGUAUCAGUUGAGCUGCCAAAUAAGUAUGGCUUCCCUACAAGCAAGGAAACGAACCAGGAUGUCUUACACAAACUAAUGAUGGCAUUACAAAUUGAAGGUGUUGCUAGAGAUGUGAACUUCAUUCCUACUGCAAGAGUUCCAGUUCUUCAGUAUGUGAGCAAUCACUUUGGCAUUUCCUGUGAUAUAUCCAUUGAUAACUACCCUGGUCAAAUUAAAUCCAAAGUGUUGUACUGGAUCAAUACUAUAGAUGAGCGAUUUGGUGAUAUGGUUUUAUUGGUCAAGGAAUGGGCAAAAUCUCAAAACAUUAAUGAUCCAAAAAAUGGAAGCCUGAACUCCUAUUCGCUUUGCUUACUUGUUCUUUUUCAUUUUCAGACAUGCAAGCCUGCAAUUUUACCACCAAUGAAGGAGAUUUAUGAUGUCAGCAUUACAGAAGGUAGUGGGCGUUUUAAUGAAAAAAGCCUUGACCAGAUCUGUGUGGAAAAUAUAGCAAAAUUUCGACGCCAGAACAUAGGUCAAAGAAAUCAGAGCUCUCUGUCUUAUCUCCUUGCAAGUUUUUUUGAGAAGUUUUGCCAUAUUGGUACCUAUUCCAGUGACCAUCUUAUAUCCACUUACACGGGUGAGAUGAAGCGCAACCUAUAUUGGAUGGCAAGAUCCUACUGCUUAUUUGUUGAAGAUCCAUUUCAAAGACAUGAGAAUGCAGCUAGAACAGUUGAUAUGCUGGAGCUUCAUCGUAUUUCCAGAGCCUUUACACGUGCUAAAGAUAUGGUCUCCUCUGACAGGGGCUCUGACCGUAAUGAAUUACUUUCACUGCUGUGUACACCUGAAGUUGGUUCAAAACUGGGUGCAAGAGCCACGGCUGACCGUUACACAAAUCCUGCAAUGAGUCCUCAGCAGCACAGAUUCACAGAACUGAUGGAAUAUUUGACAGCCGAUCUGCACUCUAAUCGGUAUGACCAGAGAGCCAGAGGAUCCACAGGAAGCAGACCAGUUCGUUCACGCAGGCAAGCAGCUAAACCGUACCAGAGUCAGCAGCUGAACUGUCCCCAAAUGUAGUCCCCAGCCGACUGAUGUGUACUUAAGCCCGUGGUUAUAUGGUUCUGGGAUCAAAAAAAUUGUACUGAGAACCUUCCUGGAAAAUCCCCUCCAUGCAUGCGCUGUCAAAGACAAAAAAGGAGGUGAUCAAAACCAAAGCUUAUCUCUUGUCUGUCAGGUCUUUGCUUUGUUCUGUUUGUAGUAGUACCAUGUAAUCAUGCACUUCUGCUGUAGCGUGCACGGCAGAAUGAGGAUUAUCUUAUCUUUUGUGUCA
This is a messenger RNA of Lolium perenne, 1739 nucleotides long. RefSeq names its product protein HESO1. NCBI's taxonomy places the organism in Eukaryota, Viridiplantae, Streptophyta, Magnoliopsida, Poales, Poaceae. The record is from RefSeq and is a predicted model, not a curated record. Gene Ontology annotation, molecular function: RNA uridylyltransferase activity.